Molecule: messenger RNA, 1100 nt
Organism: Vitis riparia (riverbank grape)
Lineage: Eukaryota; Viridiplantae; Streptophyta; Magnoliopsida; Vitales; Vitaceae
Product: photosystem II 22 kDa protein, chloroplastic
Exons: 4
Coding region: 147-959 (270 amino acids)
Source: RefSeq, a predicted model, not a curated record
CAUCCUAUCCACAUCUCUCAGCUCUUCAUUAUGCUUCCAUUCCCACCUCUCAGUUCUCAAAAUUUAGCUUGACGAACACAGAGCUAGAGCAAAGGUUACAUUCAUUUUCCCAAGAAAAAAAAAUUGUAUUUUAAACCUCAGGCGCCAUGGCUCAGACCAUGCUGAUCACUCCUAGCGUUUCCGGGCAUUCAGUGCUGGAUUUGAAGAGACAGCCUCUGCUUCAGAGACUCAGGCCCAAGCCAUUCUCCCACCUUCUCCUCCCUCCACUUCCCACCUCUUCCUCCACUUCAUCUCCUGCAUUUACAACUCUUGCUCUCUUCAAAUCAAAGACCAAAGCCGCUCCUCCAAAGAAGGUUGCGAAGCCGAAGCCACAGGUUGAAGAUGGAAUAUUUGGCACCUCUGGUGGCAUUGGCUUCACCAAAAAAAAUGAGCUGUUCGUGGGUCGUGUUGCCAUGAUCGGCUUUGCUGCAUCCCUGUUGGGUGAGGCAAUUACAGGGAAGGGAAUCCUAGCACAAUUGAAUCUAGAAACUGGAAUCCCUAUCUACGAAGCUGAGCCACUUCUCCUCUUCUUCAUCCUUUUCACCCUGCUUGGAGCCAUAGGAGCUUUGGGUGACCGUGGCCGCUUCGUUGAUGAUGACCCUCCGACUGGAAUUGAGGGGGCAGUCAUCCCUCCCGGCAAAGGCCUCAGAUCAGCAUUAGGACUCAGGGAAGGAGGUCCUCUAUUUGGAUUCACAAAGUCGAAUGAGCUGUUUGUGGGAAGAUUGGCUCAGUUGGGCAUCGUCUUCUCUAUAAUUGGAGAAAUAAUUACAGGGAAGGGAGCUCUGGCACAACUGAACAUCGAGACAGGAGUUCCGAUUAGUGAUAUCGAACCCCUCGUCCUCUUCAAUGUCAUUUUCUUCUUCUUUGCUGCAUUGAAUCCCGGGUCGGGAAAAUUUGUGACAGAUGACGAAGAGGAGUAGAUUCUUGUUUGUGUGAACAAGACUGGAUUUACAAGCAACUUCUUUACAUUCUACGUUCAAGCAUGUAUCAAAUAACGCUCUAUUUUGUUGCCUAAUCUCUCUUCCUUUGAAAUGGCAUUUUGCUUUCUCUUUCUGUUUUAA